This is a messenger RNA of Trametes versicolor FP-101664 SS1, 1543 nucleotides long. RefSeq lists its product as uncharacterized. NCBI's taxonomy places the organism in Eukaryota, Fungi, Basidiomycota, Agaricomycetes, Polyporales, Polyporaceae. The record is from RefSeq and is a predicted model, not a curated record. Bases 97 to 1425 code for a protein of 442 amino acids. The transcript has 3 exons.
ACCACAACAUUCUCUCCGCCAGCACGCCGCUUUCCCUGCUUCGCGAGUCCACCUCUGGCAUCCUCGGAUCGCGCGCACAAUCGCUAUCUGCAGCGCAUGGACGGCACGAUCUACAGCCCCGCGGACGAGCUUCCACCGCCAGCGUACGAGAUUACCCAGGAUGACUUCGACCAGAAGACGGGGCGCGUCAUAGAGGAGAGCGCGAGAGAGCCUCCUGAGCCAAGGGUCGAUGAAGAUGGGUUCGAGAUCUGGGACGAAGAUGCAUUCGAGGCUGCUUUGGCUGCUAUGGGCUCGGUCUCGGUGGCGGAGGAAGCCUCUUCAGGGAAGUCCGUCGCGGGUUCGGAGUCAUUCCCCAAGUACCCUCCGGAGAAAGCACGCAAACCACCGGAGCAGCCAAUACCCCAGGCUGCUAGCCCUCCCGUGGCGUCCGGAUCGAGCUCUGCAGGUUCGUCGUCGGCGCAGACACGACCUCUGAGCCUCGCGAAGAAGGCGCGUCCGGGGAAGGAGCGCCCAUUGUGGUUCCAAGAGGCGGGACUGGGUGCACCCACUCCCAACGCACCGCAUGCCCAGCCCCCGAGUCGCGCAGAUGUUCCGUCGCAGGCCGAAGCUAUGUCAAGGGCAGGGCGUCCCCCUCGGCGGCAGCUGACGGUGAUGAACAGAGAUGGCGCAGACCUUGAGCGGGAGGUGACGCCCCCGCCGGAGUUCACGCCGGUUGGACCUUCGUUGGACGGCCCUCCGUACGAUUCGUUCACGAUGUCCUACGAUGGUCCGGAGCUCGAACCACCCGACCACCUGCCGCCGCCGCCCGCUUUCGAUACGCUGCCCGAACGCUACACGCCUCGUCCGUCACCACAGCCCUCGCCGCAACCAGACCACACCCGGCCACAUCCCGCGCAUGCACAGUCACUUCCAGCCACUGUUCCUUCACCUCUCCCUGCAACAUGCCCUCACGUAGACCAUGCUCAGACGCUGCCCGCGGCUCGAGUGCCACCUCCGCCUGCGGCCAACGCUCUCAAAGACUACCAGCCCCGCGCGAAAUUCCCCAGCGCGCCCCGCUUGGCCUUUAAUCCGCAACUAGCAUAUAGCAAGCCGCUACCUAGCGUUCCGCAAGACGAGGAGCCACCACCGCAAACAUUUGACGCGUCUGCGUUCUACAAUGGUGCGGUCGCCGCACAUUUUUCGUCCAACAUCCCUGCACGCAUGAGGAAACUCUCGACUGUACAGUCUGACCGGAGCAGCAUAUACAGCCAGGACUCGAGCUGGGCGCCGCCUACGAACGGCUACGGCAGCUAUGGCAGCCCGCCGAGUCAGGCGGUUGUUUCCCCCCGACCAAGCUAUGCAUACGGCCAGGCUGCGUUCCCAGAUGCAGCUCCCAGCUCGAACGGCGCGUGGAACCCUGGCGGCAGGACUCAACAGUGGGGGUGAUGGCCAAGCUUGAAUUACCCCGCAUUUGAUCGCAGACUGGAUAUCCUACGAUGCCACAUUGUAUAUUUCGUACUGUACAUAUACCACGAGCAGAGCAACACGCACACAUUUACUCCGC